Messenger RNA from Hibiscus syriacus, 783 nucleotides. Its product is annotated as 60S ribosomal protein L2, mitochondrial-like. Lineage: Eukaryota; Viridiplantae; Streptophyta; Magnoliopsida; Malvales; Malvaceae. The transcript has 2 exons. Gene Ontology annotation, cellular component: ribosome. Gene Ontology annotation, biological process: cytoplasmic translation. Bases 253 to 732 code for a protein of 159 amino acids. The record is from RefSeq and is a predicted model, not a curated record. Gene Ontology annotation, molecular function: RNA binding; structural constituent of ribosome.
AAAAAAAUUAUCAAAAUGGCGUCUGAUCAUAGCCCCCUUUGGGUUCUGAGAGAUCACUUGUUUUGGAAGUUUAAUGUUUGGUGCCAAAUAACAGAAUAAGGAAUUAGAAUGAAUAAAAAAAUUGUUCUUUAGUUUCUAGGGUUUAUCACAAUUUAUAGUAGACAAUGAACAUUUAGAUAUCUUUUGCUUUUUUUAAAAUGUUCCUUUUUUGCAGUUGCGGCAGAAUUUCAUAAUCAAUCAACGAUUGAGAGUAUGAAAAGAGAUUUACUUAAUCUGGACAUUAAUUCACAAAUUGGGAGUUGUAUGUCAAUUUCUUCCAUGCGAAUUGGAACCUUUAUCCACAACAUUGAGGUGAACCCUGGUCAAGGCGGAAAGCUGGUCCGGGCGGCUGGAACUUCGGCUAAGAUCCUCAAAGAACCGAAAUCAAGAUACUGUUUGAUUAGACUGCCAUCAGGUGCUGAAAAAUUGAUUGAUACUCAAUGUAGAGCGACGGUUGGUAUGGUGUCGAAUCCUAGCCAUGGAGCUAAGAAGCUUAGGAAGGCAGGACAGAGUCGGUGGUUGGGCAGGAGACCCGUGGUUAGGGGAGUUGCAAUGAAUCCGGUCGAUCAUCCUCAUGGUGGUGGUGAGGGAAGGAGUAAAAGUAGUGGAAGUUAUGGGCAGACUUCACGGACACCUUGGGGAAAGCCUUGUAAGUGUGGGUUUAAGACUGCCAAAAGCAGACGCAGAAACUAGUUCUCGUCUAGUUGGCAUUUUGCUUCUUUAUCUAUUUUCAACAAUCUGAUG